Messenger RNA from Mesorhabditis belari, 504 nucleotides. NCBI's taxonomy places the organism in Eukaryota, Metazoa, Nematoda, Chromadorea, Rhabditida, Rhabditidae. The record is from the annotation of a GenBank genome assembly.
AUGGCCAUCCAAGGAGUGUUACUCUUUGUUUUUCUAUUCCAUUUCUCCACCGCUUACUUGAAAUGGGCUGACUAUUGUGAAGCCAUCAAAAUGGACGACCAUUCCACUUUUCUUCCUGAAAGGCUUGAGUCAAAAGGAAAUUUUGAAACAAAAGGCGGCGAUGAGGAGAUCAACGAGUUUUUCGAGGAUCCAAAUCCAUCAUUGACUGAGACAGUUGCUUUGCUAGAAGUCAUUGAGAGUCAGCUAACAGCUUCGGAAAAAGCACGUCGUUGUGACACUCGUUCGUUGCGUGCUCCCUUUUUCAAUCCGGAUUUUCCCGUUGCACCUACCUGUGCUCAGAUUUGCGCUCGGUGCUUCCCCGGAUCGAUAGCGCUUUGCGUGCAGCGGCGACCGAAGCUCGAUCUGAUGCGGACUUGCCUUUGCACGUACAACAGCCAGUCGCCGAUUUCGGGAGCUGUCUUCAGUUUUCGUCACGAUAAACGAGUUGAGCAAUUGCUUCGCGGC